ACAGCAGACAUGGGGAAUCUCUGGCUGGGUCUCUUCACUCUGCUGCAGUCUGCUGUCCUGUACGCCUCCCCGGUGCAGACUGUAGGACUGUCCAGCCAUGGCCACCUGGAGUUUGCAAAGGUUUAUCUGGGAAAAUUCUACAACUACAAACCUGUAACUGGCCGACGGAGGCGUGCAGCAGGGCCUGACCCGUUCCAGGUCAAACUGAGGGAGAUGCAACACUUCUUUGGCUUGGAAGAGAGUGGAGAUGUGGAUCCACAGACCGUAGCAGCCAUGAGAAGAGCUCGCUGUGGUCUAUCUGAUGCUGAGCAGUUCAGAAAGACAAUGCGAUGGACAAACAGGACCCUAACAUACAGAAUCUCCAAGUACAGCUCAAAGAUUACAGUUGCCCAGGUCAGGACAGCAUUCAGACAGGCAUGGAAACUUUGGGCUCAAGCAGUGCCCUUGAAAUUCCGACAAAAGAAAAGGAGUGAUGCUGACAUCGUCAUUUCCUUCAAUAACAAAGAUCAUGAAGAUGGGUCACCAUUUGAUGGUGAGGGAGGCAUCCUGGCGCAUGCCUUCUUCCCUGGGCCUGGCAUUGGUGGUGAUGUGCACUUCGAUGAUGAAGAGGCCUGGACAACAAAUGCCACUGGCUGUAACCUCCUCGCUGUGGCGGUGCAUGAGUUUGGACAUGCUCUCGGCCUUCCACAUUCAUCAGAUCCUGGAGCCAUCAUGUUCCCGGCCUAUAAUUUUGGCUUGCACUCUGUUUUGCAGCUGUCUUUCCAGGACGUCAAAGAUAUACAGGAAAUGUAUGGUAAGAGGGCAUUAAGUUUGGACAGACAUCCUCCGAAAACACCAGAUAAAUGUGAUCCUACGCUGUCAUUCGACGCUGUGACAGGCAUGCAACAGGAGCUAGUUUUCUUUAAAAACAGGUUUAUUUGGCGGGUACAUCCCAGCUUUGAGAAAAUAGGAAUCACACUAAUCACAAGUUUGUGGCCUGAACUUCCAGCUCACAUAGAUGCUGCCUAUGAGAACACAAACCACAACAGCAUGCUAGUUUUCAAAGGCUCUCAAUUCUGGGAGGUUAGCUCUCUCAAAGUAAAGCAUGGCUAUCCAAGAAACAUCUCAGAAUUUACAUUCCCAUCCACUGUUGGGAGCAUCGAUGCGGCCUUGUAUUUCCGAGAAACACGCCUCACUGAUUUCUUCAUUGGAGGAGAAUGCUGGAGGUUUAAUGAAGAUGCAGGACAGAUGAUGGAAGGCUUUCCCAAGCCUAUCGCUCAUGAAUGGCCAGGAAUUGACUCUCCUGUAGAUGCUGCAGUGGCCCAUAAUGGACGUGUGUAUUUCUUCGUAGGACCUCAUCAACUGGAAUUCGACCCUGAAAUCAGACAAGUAACUAAGAGAAUGGCCGCAAACACAUGGCUUCAGUGCUGA
Molecule: messenger RNA, 1410 nt
Organism: Rhinichthys klamathensis goyatoka
Lineage: Eukaryota; Metazoa; Chordata; Actinopteri; Cypriniformes; Leuciscidae
Product: matrix metalloproteinase-18
Exons: 10
Coding region: 10-1410 (466 amino acids)
Biological process (GO): collagen catabolic process; proteolysis; extracellular matrix organization
Cellular component (GO): extracellular matrix
Molecular function (GO): metalloendopeptidase activity; zinc ion binding
Source: RefSeq, a predicted model, not a curated record